GCAGCAAAUGGCGCUGCAGCAAGCGCUUUUCCUCCGGCUGGUGAGGCCGCGAAUCGCGGCGGUCCCGACCGAGUCGGACUCGGAGUCGAACCGGUGCGCCGCGAUGCGGAGCCAGCUCCGGGAGCUGGAGCGGCGGCUUUUGGACGACGACGCGGAGGAGGAAGAGAAGGAGGACGCGGAGGAGGAGGAGGCGAGCGCGUGCGACUCGGCCGUGACCAGCGCCGAGUGGGGCGAGGCGAUGCAGCUGCAGCGGCUCAUGUCGAAGCCGAACCCCGCUCAGAACCCUCUCUCCCCUUCGCCCUCGAACUCUUCCUCGUCCUCGUCCUCGUCCACGUCCACGGCCUCUUGCUCCCCCCCGUCGUCGUCGUCGUCGCCGGCGAAGCAGCUGCUCUCCGACGCCGCCGCGGCCAUCGCCGACGGGAAACUCGACGCCGCCGCGGCUCGCCGCGCUGAGGCGGAGCGGCGGCGCCGGGCGGCGCGGAGCAGCGACGCUCAGCGGCGAUUGAUGGCCGCGGCCCUGGCCGCGCGCCUCGGGCCGUGCCCGGCGCACCCGCUCGCGGAGCUGUGCGGCGCGGAGCACCGCGCCGCGACGCAGAUGCUCCACGAGCUCCACCCCUGCUUCAGGCUCGGCCUCCUUGCGGCCAACCUCGCCGUCCUCGACGCCGCGCGCGACCGCUCCGGGAUCCACGUCCUGGACUUCGACGUCGGCGGCGGGGGCGCGCAGCACGCCGCGCUCAUCCGCGCCCUCGCCGAGCGCCGCGCCCCUGGCCUCAGGAUCACCGCCGUUUUCGACCCCACCUCCCCCUUCACCCCCGCCGCCGCCGCCGGCGCGCUGGCCGUCGGCGACCGGCUCGUCAAGCUGGCCGAGCGGGCCGGGGUCGGGCUCCGCUUCAGCGUCGUGAGCCGCCGCGCCGCCGAGCUGGACGCGGCCGCGCUCGGGUGCGUGCCCGGGGAGGCCCUCGCGGUGAACCUGGCCUUCGCGCUCUCGCGCGUCCCGGACGAGAGCGUCUCCCCGGCGAACCCCCGCGACGAGCUCCUCCGCCGCGUCCGCGCUCUGCGGCCGCGCGUUGUGGCGCUCGUGGAGCGGGACAUGAACGCGAACACGGCGCCCUUCGCGGCGCGCUUCGCGGAGGCGUGCGCCCACUACGGCGCACUCCUGGAGUCCCUGGACGCGGCGGCAGCGUCGGCGGCGUCUUUGGGGGGCGCGGCGGAGCGGGCGCGGGUGGAGGCGGCGCUCGCCGCGCAGCGCCGCGAACGGCGGUGGCGCGGGAGGGGCGGAGCGGUGGAGCGGUGCGGAGUGUCGGGAAGUGGCGGCCGGAUGGGGAUGGCCGGGUUCGGAGCGGUCCCGCUCGGACCGGGCGUGGUCGAGCCGGUCCGGACCCGGCUCGGUUCGAUCCGGCCCAACCCCGGGUUCACGAUCAAGGAGGAGGCCGGGGGGAUUGGGUUCGCGUGGAUGGGUCGGGUCCUCACGUUUGCCUCCGCGUGGCGUUGAAUUGAGGCUAUCAUUAUUUUCUCUUCCUUUUUUGAAUUUUAAAUUUCUUUUCCUUUUACUUUUUCCCUUUUCGCUGAUUGGUAGUGACAAUUACCCUGUUACAUGUAAUGCUUGAUAGUUUGAUUUGAUACUCCUACAAAUUGAUAUAAAAAGUGAUUUUAUAUAUGAUGAGUAGAAUCAUUAUCAUAUUGUAACGCUAUUUGUACAUCAAAAUGUACACCAAAGUGUUGUAGCUUUUUCACAUUAAA
This is a messenger RNA of Ananas comosus (pineapple), 1740 nucleotides long. RefSeq names its product scarecrow-like protein 8. The record is from RefSeq and is a predicted model, not a curated record. Gene Ontology annotation, molecular function: sequence-specific DNA binding; DNA-binding transcription factor activity. Gene Ontology annotation, cellular component: nucleus. Gene Ontology annotation, biological process: regulation of DNA-templated transcription. NCBI's taxonomy places the organism in Eukaryota, Viridiplantae, Streptophyta, Magnoliopsida, Poales, Bromeliaceae.